CAUCUCAGGGAACGUACGUGCGUUCCGACAUCGCAAACUUCAUAAAUAUUUGACAUUUGACAAUAAACGGGCGGGAAAACAACCGCUUUGUUGUGUGAUAGUGACAAGUUUGUUUUUUUUUCUUUGUGUUACGUGAUUAACGUGUUAAUGUUUUCAGUCUGAAUUUUUAGGAAACUGUCAAAAAAUUCACCGUAUAAACGAUAUUUCUAAAUGUUUUUGUGAUGAAAAUUGUGUUUUAAGUUUUUGAGUUUAAAAAUGGAUAAAUUAGUAAAGAGAGUCAAAGUGUGGAGUGGUGUGUCUAGAAAACCAUCGACUCCAGAGUUGAGCAGGAGCCAGUAUUCACUGGUGUCGACUGGGGAGCUGACGGCGGAAGCUCUUCAAGUCUGGCUGAAGCUACCGCGGAAGAUCAAAUACGACCCCGAAUUGGAAUCAUUCCAGAAGUGUUAUGACAAAGAAAUUGCAAGUCAACAAGAAAAUAUUCCACUGAAGCUGAAGAAUGGCUCGACGCCGGAAACGAAGCGGCUACCACUCGUCAAAUCUGCGCCGCAUUUGAACAACAAUAGGAUAGACGAAUCGCCGAGCGCUGAUGGGAAAUUAGAUGGGGUUGAAAUACACACUCCGGGUAAACACGAUGCAAGCAUCGAAAAUAACUCAACACCAAGAUAUCCGAAGUUAGCAAAGGCAGGACAUUACGUGAAAAUGACACUAUUGCUGUCCGGCUGGGUUUUCUUCACGCUGAUAUUCAUGAUGUACAACGAGAAAGAGGAAAUCACCAGGAACUCUUCGGUCAACCCAGGGGAAAUUAAAAAUUACAUGAUAAACGUAUCCGAGAGUCAACUUACUCUAUUUGUUAAACUAUCCGGACCGUUUCUGACUGAGCAAGCGGAAGGUAGGAUGAAUACAUCGGAACAGGACGACUACAGGAAAAUGGACGUUUGGCUCGAGACUUGGUCGACGGACAUGAAAAGCGUCGGUAAAGAGAUGUCACAACUCUGGACAGUAAUGCUACAGGAAAACGACUUAGACUUCAAACAGGGAGAGUCCCGUUCGACAAUCUUGAAUAUAGAAACGAAUCGGACGAAUCACAGCGUUUACGCAUUACGCAUGCGCACGUCAGCCAAUGAGAGCGUGCCGUUCACGAUAAAUUACAAGACAAAUCCACUAGAUGCCAGCACGGGAGUCUUGUACUCUUGCAUCCUGCUUUUUGGAUUGUACGUGUUGAUUAUAUUUGAGAUCAUCAACCGCACAAUGGCGGCCGUUCUCAUAUCAACGGCAUCGCUGGCCGUCCUCUCUCUCGUGGGUGAGAGACCCUCCCUCCCUGAACUAGUCUCCUGGUUGGAUAUGGAAACUCUGCUGCUGCUGUUCAGCAUGAUGAUCCUGGUUUCCAUUAUGGCCGAAACUGGGAUGUUUGAUUUCCUUGCCGUAUUCACUUUUGAGGUGACCAAAGGAAAACUGUGGCCAUUGAUAACCCUGCUGUGUGCCAUCACAGCGUUGUUGUCGACGUUUUUGGACAACGUCACAACAGUCCUGUUGAUGACACCAGUGACUAUAAGGUUGUGCGAAGUGAUGGACAUGGAUCCCGUGCCAAUAUUAAUGUCGAUGGUACUCUUCAGUAACAUAGGGGGUACUGCUACCCCCGUCGGUGAUCCCCCGAACGUCAUCAUUGCUUCGAAUAAGGCUGUUGUACUAGCGGGGAUAAACUUCACGAAUUUCACAAUGCAUAUGACGUUAGGUAUACUGCUGGUGUGCGUACAGACAUACUUCCAGCUCAGAUAUAUAUACAGGGAUACCAACAAGCUGCGUCUCAAUGUACCGAGAGAAAUUCAAGACCUUCGUCAUCAAAUAUCGAUAUGGCGUCGAGCGAUAGAGUCACUCCCACACUUGAGCAAAGACCAGCAGGUGGUGAGAGAAAGGCUGGAGAGGAAGAUGAAGAAGCUGACGGUCCAGCUGGAUACGAUGGUCAAAGAGAGUUCGAAAAGAGUUUGCCCGAAGGAGACCUUUCAAACUACCCUCGGACAAUUAAAAGAGAAAUACAAAAUCCGCGACAAGAUGUUACUUCUGAAGUCAACAGUCGCCAUUAGUUUCGUCGUUGUCGUGUUCUUCCUGCAUUCGAUACCGGAAUUGAAUCGAAUGUCUCUCGGCUGGACAGCUCUUUUGGGUGCCAUUUUGCUCCUGACGCUCGCCGACCGUGAAGACCUGGAGCCGAUAUUGCAUCGAGUUGAAUGGUCCACGUUACUGUUCUUCGCGUCACUGUUUGUACUUAUGGAGGCUCUAUCGAAACUUGGUCUCAUCACAUUCAUCGGAGAUCUGACCGAAUCGCUCAUAUUGAAAGUCGACGAAAAUGGUAGACUGGCCGUUGCCAUUCUUCUCCUUUUGUGGGUAUCAGGUAUUACCUCGGCGUUCGUAGACAACAUACCGCUGACGACUAUGAUGGUGCGUGUGGUCAUCGCGCUGGGAUCCAACCCGACGUUAAAUUUACCCAUCAUGCCACUCAUUUGGUCACUAUCGUUUGGGGCCUGUCUAGGAGGUAACGGCACAUUAAUCGGCGCAAGUGCGAACGUUGUCUGCGCGGGAGUCGCCGAACAGCACGGCUACAGGUUCACCUUCUUGCAAUUCUUCAAAAUCGGUUUCCCGGUUAUGAUUGGACAUCUCAUCGUCGCGUCCGGUUAUUUGCUUCUCUGUCAUUGCGUCUUUGCUUGGCAUUGAAAAUUCUAACCUACUGAGACAAAAAAAUAAUUAAACUGAUUAUUAUUGUAUAACCGACCAAAUUAAAAGCGUUGUACCUUUUAUUUAAUAGUUAAAUAUUAAGAAAUUAAUUGCCAUACGUCCUAAUGCAGGACAAACUCAAUACAGACCAAGUUUCGUACGAAUUCGUUCAGAAUUUUUGGUGUUACUAAUUUUUUAUGUUAUGUUUAACGAACAUGCAGAUAUUUCUUGCAUUUAUAAUAUUAGUAUUGUACAAGCCCAACAGACAAUUGUCAUCGUCAUCAUUUGUAUGUUUUAAUGUUUGCCAAACCGUCACAACCAAACAG
Messenger RNA from Vanessa tameamea, 3032 nucleotides. RefSeq names its product P protein-like. Gene Ontology annotation, cellular component: membrane. Gene Ontology annotation, biological process: transmembrane transport. Bases 256 to 2706 code for a protein of 816 amino acids. The transcript has 17 exons. The record is from RefSeq and is a predicted model, not a curated record. Lineage: Eukaryota; Metazoa; Arthropoda; Insecta; Lepidoptera; Nymphalidae.